Acanthaster planci (crown-of-thorns starfish) is the source of this 1309-nucleotide messenger RNA. Its product is annotated as mitochondrial inner membrane protein Mpv17-like. The record is from RefSeq and is a predicted model, not a curated record. Lineage: Eukaryota; Metazoa; Echinodermata; Asteroidea; Valvatida; Acanthasteridae. Gene Ontology annotation, cellular component: cytoplasm; mitochondrion; membrane. Gene Ontology annotation, molecular function: channel activity. Gene Ontology annotation, biological process: regulation of mitochondrial DNA metabolic process.
GUGUGUCAGCACCUGCACCAAGCGUUGCAUAUCCGUCAAAAUUGCUCGCGGGGCGAUUUUGAUGGCCGAAUGCAGUGCACAUGUGUGUUAUGUGAAUGGUCAAUGGAGUCAAUGUUUGUGUCUGUGAAGGUGAAACGCAUGAAUGCAUCACGUACAUGACGUACGCAACGCACCCAAAAAAGGACUGCCGAGAUUGCCUAGAUGUUUUAUACCGGAGUCAUUGAGUUAUCCUAGGCUGGACUGGCUGAAGUACUUCCAAUCUCUACCCCUUCCACAGUUACAUAUUCACGAGAUGUUGAGGUUGUGGAAGGCAUACACAAGGUUUCUUGAGGCACACCCUUUUAAAGCCCAGGCUGCUAACACAUGUCUUUUGAUGGGCCUUGGUGAUGCCAUCUGCCAGCAGGCCAUUGAGAAGGCGGGGCUCAAGAAACAUGAUGUCAUUCGCACCGUCAGACAGGCCUCCUUUGGACUCGUCAUUGGUGGUCCACUGUUAUUCGCCUGGUACAGAACUCUAGACAAGGUGAUAAAGGGCACAGGUGUAAUCAAAGCACUGAAGAGUGUUGCAGUUGAUCAGAUGGUGAUGCCACCCAUAUUCUUGACGUUGUUUUACUCUGCGAUAGGGCUUACUUCUGGCCUGUCCCCUGCAGAGGUGGUAGACAAACUGAAGCAGAACAUGAAGCCGACAUUGAUUACAAAUUACAAGAUUUGGCCCGCUGCUCAAGUCAUCAAUUUUUACUUUGUCCCACUGCAGCACAGAGUCCUAACUGCCAACUUUGUGGCUCUGUUUUGGAAUAUUUACCUAAGCUGGAUGGCCAAUAAAGGACGAGGAUCAGACAAAAGAGAGACGAUCACACCUGAAACCUGACUGCGUGCUGAUUGGGCUGUUACCACUAUCCCUCCAAUGUGCUUGAAUGGGAUUUAUUUGGAAGGUUUUCAGACUGAGAAAAGAUUUUCAGGCAUAUAAAUGCAUUGUGAGCAGUACUUGAUACAGUAUUGAUCUUAUUUAUUAUGUUCGUGGUACUAUCCUAGUAACUUUUGAAGAAAUAGUUUGCUUAAUCUCAUAAAUGUUUUAAGCAUGGGAAAUAAACUGGUAAAAUAAGUGUUAAUUCAGGAGUCAAACUAACAUUCUGCUUUUACCUCACUUUCAUCAUCCAUUUUUAUUUGUUGUCACUAUUAAAUUGCUCCUUCUGAGAAAAAUAAUGUACUUGUAUUUUACCUCUUUAGAGUUCAACACAGGUGCCUAUAGUGUUGGAACAGUAUAAUACCGUGUAUUGUGCAAACAGAAAUAGCAAAUCGCACAAUAUAGACA